CUUACCUCGCCAUAGAUUAAAUCUUUUUAGAGUUUCGAUUUGAGAUCUACAGAAGAAAUUUCUAAAUUGACAGUUUUAAUUUGAAAAGUUUUGCUUAAAAUAUUCAUAGCGCGUUGAUGCAAAUUCACAGGAAUGAAUGAAAGGAAUAAAUUAUUCGUUGGUUCACAACCAAAUCAAAACAUACCAAAGCCGGAUAUUAUAGACACUGCAAUAGGAUCAUUUGGGAAAUUUCAUUAUUUUUUAUAUUUUCUAGUAAUUUUAACAAAGUAUUUUAUUGCAUUUCACCAAAUGGCAAUAAUAUUUUUGGCUCCAAAAACGGGAUAUACUUGUGAAGGAUCGCAAAUUAAGGGAACUUGCCCUUGUGACAAACCAGUAUAUAACACUUCGGUAUUCACAAAUACAAUUAUAAUGCAAUGGCAUCUAAUAUGCAAAGAUAAAUGGUUGGCGAGCUUAUCGCAAACAUUGUUUCAAUUAGGAACAUUAAUAGGCAGCUUACUCUUCGGGAUGUCUUCUGAUAGAUUUGGAAGAAGAAAACCGAUGUUAUGUGCAGUCAUAUUACAAAUUGUGACCGGAGUAGCCGCUGCCUUUGCACCCAGCUACGGAUUAUUCACCUUUAUUCGUUUACUUAUUGGAAUGUCAGUUGGAGGAACAAUGGUCAUAGGAUUCGUCAUUAUGAUGGAAUAUGUAGGGACGAAAUGUAGAGUUACUGUUUCAUCUCUUUAUCAUGUACCUUUCAAUAUGGGUCAUAUGUUGCUACCAAUUUUUGGAUACUUUUUCAGAGAUUAUGCAAAUUUCCAAAUGGCAAUAUCUAUACCAUCUGUUAUUCUUUUGUUGUAUUUUUGUUUAUUACCAGAGACAGCAAGAUGGUUAGUAGCUGCAAAACAUACAGAAGAGGCUAUUCAACUUUUGGAACGUAUCGCGAAAAUAAAUAACCGACCAACAGAAAAUAUUCGAAAGGAUAUAGAAUCCUAUCAACAACAAUUAGAGAACAAUAAACUCAAGAAGGGAACUCUAUUAGAUCUCUUCCGCACUCCAAAUCUAAGAAAGAAUAUAUUGGCUAUGUCUUUUAACUGGAUUACAUGCAGUUUUUGUUUCUACGGUGUUUCUCAAUACGUCGGACAGUUGAGUGGAAAUAUCUUUUUUAAUGUAGCAGCAAGUGCUGGCGUUACGUUAACUGGAACACUUUUGUCCAUACCUUUGAUAAGUUUUUUUGGAAGAAGGAUAUUAUUAAUAGUGCUUAAUUUUAUUUGUGCACUUUGCUUGUUACUUUUAGCAGUACUUCCUGACAGUAUAUUUUCAGUCUUUUUUGCCACUUUUGGUGUUGUCAUCAGUUUUGUAGCUUUUGUAUUAGUUUAUUUGUAUUGUACCGAACUAUUUCCUACCGUUGUCCGUAAUGCUGCUAUAGGAUUUUCAUCAAUGAUGGCGAGAAUUGGUGCAAUGAUGGCACCUUUCGUUCUAGAUCUCGAUGAUACCGCUAUUUGGCUGCCACCAUUAGUAUUUGCUCUAUUCCCACUUCUGGCUUCCGUGAUAGCAUUUUUACUUCCAGAAACUAAAAAUCACGAGCUAUUGACUACAAUUGAGGAAGGAGAAAGUUUUGGUAAAAAAGUACAAUUUUCAGCGAGCAAUACAAAUACCUGAGACUGUCAAGUUAUAAAUAAUAUUUGUACAUAAUACUGAUAUUUUAGAUAAAUUAUUGAUAGAAAUUAAUAAGCUGUACCUAUAAUAUAUAUACGAGUACUUCUAUAUAUAUAUUAAAAGUUGUUUCUUAAGUGUGUUUUGAUAUUUUGGACCUAUUAUUAAAAAUAUACAGAAAGACUCAAAAAAUGUAAAAAGGAUUAAUUAAUCAUCAAGGUGUUGUGAAAAAAAACUAUGAUAUGGGUCAUAAUUCAUGUAAAUAGAUAGUUUUAUAAUAAAUAAAAAAAUGUUUUUACCAGAAAAGGGAUAACGCCUGUCGAAAACAUUUCCAGAAGAAAUAUGAGACAGGAACGUUUUAAAUAAAUUGUUAAAAAAAAAUGUUUGGUAUAU
Messenger RNA from Danaus plexippus (monarch butterfly), 2025 nucleotides. Its product is annotated as organic cation transporter-like protein. Lineage: Eukaryota; Metazoa; Arthropoda; Insecta; Lepidoptera; Nymphalidae. The transcript has 4 exons. Gene Ontology annotation, molecular function: transmembrane transporter activity. The coding region runs from base 133 to 1638 and encodes 501 amino acids. The record is from RefSeq and is a predicted model, not a curated record. Gene Ontology annotation, biological process: transmembrane transport. Gene Ontology annotation, cellular component: membrane.